This is a messenger RNA of Hippoglossus stenolepis (Pacific halibut), 1455 nucleotides long. RefSeq names its product zinc finger protein 541. Lineage: Eukaryota; Metazoa; Chordata; Actinopteri; Pleuronectiformes; Pleuronectidae. The coding region runs from base 102 to 1187 and encodes 361 amino acids. Gene Ontology annotation, molecular function: transcription corepressor activity. The transcript has 10 exons. The record is from RefSeq and is a predicted model, not a curated record. Gene Ontology annotation, cellular component: transcription regulator complex; histone deacetylase complex. Gene Ontology annotation, biological process: regulation of transcription by RNA polymerase II; negative regulation of DNA-templated transcription.
GAAGAGGAAGAGGAAGGGAAAGAGGAGGAGGAAGAGGAGGAAGAGGAGGAAGAGGAAGAGGAAGAGGAGGAGGAGGAGAGGCACAACCACCGUGGACCUUGAUGAAAAGUUCACAACCUGAAAACAACACAAAGGUUUUAGACAACAGCAGGCUGCUGUGCACAGUGUGUAAGAGAGAUUUCCGGAGUCUCCCGGCGUUGAACGGUCACAUGCGCUCUCACAGCUGCUUGAAGAAGGGCGAGGAUCCACCCGUCCGCAGCUCGGUCUCCGUGGUGAUGCCGGUGUCUGUGCCCGUCCAAUCCAGAGUGGCGUCCAAGGCGUGUAGGGGUGGACAGAGGAGAUGCAGUCGCACGUCUCCAGCCACCGGAGGCGCUGUGCUCUACCGCAGCCUGAUGCACCUGGAGGAACAGGAAGUGGUCACUAGGGGCAGCGCAGCGGCCAGAGAGGUCGAAGGUCAUUACACCCCUCCGCUCAUGCUGUGUCCGAUCAGGGCAGGGCCGGGGCUGUACUGCUCCGUCACCACCAGGAGGCAGCGGAGAGCACAAACUGUUCAGCUUCACAGUCCAAACAAUGGACUCAGUGACCUUGUUGCCAUGGAGACACCAACAGCAGAAAUCAAUAAGCCGAGGAUCAAUGUAGGGCGGGGCUUCCAGGCUGAAAUCCCACCCCUACGCAACCAUAAAUACGCCCACUCUGACUCCCAGAAUGCACUGUGGCUGUGGACGCCGUGUGACGAGCUGGAGAAACCCGUCAAUCAACAGCGAGUCACGACUCUGUUGACGAUGGCUCGCUCCAGUGUGGUGCCAGGGGGCGGGGCCAGCCCAGAGCACGCCCUCCACGUCCUAUCACAGAGCGCAGGAGACUUUCUGCUGACGCUGGAGAAACUUCUGUCGACUCCGGAGUCCUCGGACCAAAGCCACGCAGAUGUGGCGUGGAGCGCGGGCGAGACGACGUCGCUGGUCAAAUCUCUGCGGCUCCAUCGGAAAGAUUUCAGCAGAGUUCAGAGAGCGGUUCAGACCAAGUCCGUCUCGCAGUGUGUGGAGUUUUAUUAUCUGUGGAAGAAGAAGCUGAGUCUGAGAGCGAGGCCCCCUGCUGGGCUGACCGUCACUCUGCCCGAGACCAACGUCAGGAGCUCAUCAGACGACUUUGACCCUGAGCGACCUUCAGCUUUAGACAAGAGGAGUUGAUGAGAGCGACUUUAGUUUGAAGAACCAGAAACAUUGUUUCUCUCAUUGUGUCAUCAAGUUGUGUUUAAAAAGUAAAGGUGUAGAUUAUAGAUAUGUGAUCAGUUAGUGACUCCUGAUCUCGACCCGCCGAGUCCAAACCUUGUGAAUAAUCAGUAUGAACUAGUUCAUCUCAUGUAACCACGGCGACUUGUAUUUGUUGACCACUUGUUUUUCCACUGAAGAAAAUGAGACGAAAACUAAAUAAAAAGUCAACUUUGAAAUCUGGAAA